Messenger RNA from Adineta ricciae, 1467 nucleotides. The record is from the annotation of a GenBank genome assembly. NCBI's taxonomy places the organism in Eukaryota, Metazoa, Rotifera, Eurotatoria, Adinetida, Adinetidae.
AUGGCAAGUUCAAAAUCGAAUCAAAAUCGUCAAUCUUUGACUAAAAAGACGACAACUGUAUUUCCUUUACCUAAUGCAACCAAACCACGUUAUAGAGUGGUGCAUAAGACUGAAAUCAAUGAAUUUUCUGAUGAUUUAAUUUUGAGUAUUUUUCGUUACCUGUCGCCCAUCGAUUUGCUCAAUGUAGGCAUUAUCUGUCGACGAUGGCAUGCCAUUUCUCAAGAUGAAAGUCUCUGGCGUUCAUUAGUUCACUCCUAUGGCCUUCACCAAACUGUAUCGAAUCUAACAAGCAAACAACUAGUUCAAAAGUAUCUCAAUCGUCAAAUUAAUAUUCAAUUACAAAAGCUUUUUCCGGUUAAAUUCGAUAAAUACAAAUCGUAUACCGGUGUACUUGAUUAUGAGACGAUAUUCCAAAAAUAUUCCGAUCGGUUUCAGUUUUGUCUCGCGUUUUGCGAUGACAAGCAUAACGUCAUCUGGUCACAAAAGUAUGAGACAAUUAAGUUUUUCGAUAUCAGUAUGUCAGUCCGUUGGCUGGAGAUAACAAUGCCAGAUUUAUUAACUCGUAUACAUUUUCUCCGACUUUUCGUCAAUGUUUCCAUCAAGAUUAACACGCGACCGAAUCGUACUCGUUUACCGCAAGGAAAUGAACAAUUAGCAGAUGUCACGGAGAAGCCAAUUCAGUGCACUCAAACGAUUCAAUCGUUGUUACGCGAAUAUAAAUUCGAAUGGAAUUUGUUUCGAACUCGAUCUGUUCCAUUAACAAAAGACCCUAAAUCUCCUAUACUUAUAUCCAGAUUAGCAAAUGAAGAUGAUCUUCUAAUUGGUUACUACGAAAAAGAUAAAUCUAUUGCUUUUGUCGUCUUCAAUAUUAACUACUUGUCAUUUCGCGAACUUUUCUUUGCCGGUCUUCGUACAACAGAUUCCACGAUGUAUCGUUCGUUGUCGAAUCAUAUAGUUGGCUCACAGUUUCCAAGACCAAACGAUAUGGAAGUGUCUGUGUUCAUCUGUCUUCGAAAUAUGACCACCAAAUUCCUACGGCAUCGGUUUGUUAACUGUCGAAUAAAAUAUUCCCCAUCGCCAGUCAUUGAAAUGAUACGUAUCACCGAUAUGAACAAUGAAUUAGGACCUGAGUUGUCUGAAUUACCCAAAUUCAACUGGAAAACCGGUAUUUUCAAAGGAACAAUCACUGAUAUCUUUCUCAUUGAUGUUAUUGUAUUAAAUGAAGACAAAAAUGUUUCAUUUAGUGUCACUCUCCCUGCCACAUUAACUGCAGGCAACGUUGGCGAGGAAUCCAGUCAAGGAAGCGAUUAUAUUCUUUCAUCAAAUGUAUGGAAUAUCAAAGCAGCAUCUCAGUGCAAUAAUACCAUUCAACUCAACGGAACUAUUAUGCGGCUUGACAGUGAAUAUUGCGCCUUGGGACGAGAUUCACAAUCAUGGCAUUUACAAAAUAUGACUUGUUCUUUUUGA